Molecule: messenger RNA, 213 nt
Organism: Ustilaginoidea virens
Lineage: Eukaryota; Fungi; Ascomycota; Sordariomycetes; Hypocreales; Clavicipitaceae
Exons: 3
Coding region: 1-213 (70 amino acids)
Source: RefSeq, a predicted model, not a curated record
AUGUCACGUGUCGCCGGCAUUGCCGACGAGGGCUCGUCGCACAACUUUGACUUGACCCCGUUGACCCCGUCGACCCCGUUGAACGAAGCCGACAAGACGACGGCUCCGCUCUCUGCGGGCCUGCAAGAGCCAAAAAAAAAAGGUGUCGAAAUUCGCAGUGCAGCGGUGGUUGCAGCAAACGACUUGACCGGAUCAGCCAUGACGAACCACUGA